AUGGAGAAGAUGAGCGUAGAAACCAUUAAACCUCCUUCGGCAACUCCACAAUGUCUCCGUACUCUCCCCCUCUCCGUUGUUGAUUACAGGAUGCAGCCAGUGUACACAUACGCAUGUCUUUUCUACACCAACGAUCCCUCAAUCCCGCGACAAGAAACCACCAAGAAACUCAAGACUUCCCUCUCCCAAACCUUAACCAGCUUCUACCCUUUCGCCGGCAGAGUCAACGGCCUCGCCGUCGACUGCAACGACGAAGGAGUCAUAUUCGUAGAAGCCACUCUCGGCAACUCCACACUCUCUGCCUUUCUCAACUCCCCCGCCCCAGAUUCAAACGAUAUCCAACAAACUCUGCUUCCUCUCCACUGUGUCCCUCAGACAAGCGAGGCCUCUGUAACGUGGCCUCUCCUGCUCGUGAAGGCUAGUUAUUUCCAAUGCGGAGGCAUGUCCCUAGGGAUCUGCAUGUCCCAUAAGCUCGCGGACGCAGCCUCCUUGUCAGCCUUCGUACGGGUUUGGGCUGCGACCGCUCGAGGAGAGAGCGGCACGGUGGGAAAACCCGAGUUCGCGGGGAUUAAUGUAUUCCCGCCACCACCACCACCACCUAACGACGCCUCCAACGUUGCUGAGACACUCAGACCUAAGAUAACAGGUGUGACUAAGAGAUUCGUUUUCAGUGGGUCAAAGAUAGAUGAGCUCAAGGCCAAUGUCGAACAGACACACAAACCUACUCGGGUCCAGUGCGUCACUGCUCUUCUAUGGAGAUGCGUCUCUGCCAAUACAAAAGCGUCUACCACGAAAGUGCUGUACCAACCUGCUAACUUGCGCACUAAGAUACCUUCUUUACUGUCGGAAAACCUAAUAGGAAAUCUCAUCAGCACUAGCAUGACUUUGAGUCGAAAAGGCGAGGAGAUCCAGAUUCAAGAAACGGUUAAGGAGUUACGGGAAAGAGCAGAGGAGUUGACCGGUCUUGUUCAAGAAGAAAACGAUGUGUCAGCCGCGUCGCUCGGUUCUAAAUUGUUAGGUAAAAUGGUUAAUGAUUACUCAAAGUUAAGCAACGAGCCUGGCCACUCGAUGUACGCGGUGACUAGCUGGUGCAGGAUGCCGUUUUACGAGGCUGAUUUUGGAAAAGGAUGUCCUGUUUGGGUCGUCGGUAACGUGGCUCCUCGACUCGAAUUGGUGACGAUGCUCUUAGAUUCCAACGACUUUAAAGGGAUCGAAGCGUGGGUGACGCUUUCUGAAGAAGACAUGGUUUCGUUCGAACAAAACUCGGAACUGCUUGCCUUUGCUUCUCCUAAUCCUCCUGUCAUUUUCUAA
This is a messenger RNA of Raphanus sativus (radish), 1311 nucleotides long. RefSeq names its product BAHD acyltransferase At5g47980-like. The transcript has a single exon. Bases 1 to 1311 code for a protein of 436 amino acids. The record is from RefSeq and is a predicted model, not a curated record. NCBI's taxonomy places the organism in Eukaryota, Viridiplantae, Streptophyta, Magnoliopsida, Brassicales, Brassicaceae.